Messenger RNA from Dromaius novaehollandiae (emu), 564 nucleotides. RefSeq names its product ribonuclease CL2-like. The record is from RefSeq and is a predicted model, not a curated record. Gene Ontology annotation, molecular function: RNA nuclease activity; nucleic acid binding. Bases 1 to 564 code for a protein of 187 amino acids. The transcript has 2 exons. Gene Ontology annotation, biological process: defense response to Gram-positive bacterium. NCBI's taxonomy places the organism in Eukaryota, Metazoa, Chordata, Aves, Casuariiformes, Dromaiidae.
AUGGACAGAGAGUGCAAGGAGCUCUACAGUGUUUGGGAAGUGGAUGGCAUGUAUGCUGUCACCCCUAUCCCCUCCACUAAACCCGAAGCUAUCAAUACAUGGAAAUGCCUGUUUCCCCUAGGAAUUAUUCACCAGGUUGCCAUGGCCAUGAGGUCUCUGUGGUUGAUGCUGACCUUAGCCCUUGCCCUGCUGGUGUCUGAGGGUGCUCAGGAGACACGCUACCAGAAGUUCUUGCGGCAGCAUGUGGACUACCCCACGACAUCAGGGCUUCCAGGGGCCCGUUAUUGCAAUGUCCUGCUGAUGCGACGUGCUGUUAACAUCCCUGGGAGACCCUGCAAGCUAGUCAACACUUUUGUGCAUGCACCAGCUCAACAACUGCUGGCCGUCUGUGCCCACCAGCCUGAUGGGUUCCAUGCCACCGUGGGGACCCUGCCUGUCACAGCCUGCCGCCUAGUGGGGAGGAAUGUACAUCCACCUUGCACCUACCGUGUUGCUCAGCUCAACCACCGGGUCCAGGUGGCCUGUCAGAAUGGGCUCCCUGUGCAUCUGCAUCGCACCUUCUAG